Toxotes jaculatrix (banded archerfish) is the source of this 3078-nucleotide messenger RNA. RefSeq names its product family with sequence similarity 117 member Ab (gene fam117ab). The record is from RefSeq and is a predicted model, not a curated record. The transcript is spliced from 8 exons. NCBI's taxonomy places the organism in Eukaryota, Metazoa, Chordata, Actinopteri, Toxotidae. The coding region runs from base 544 to 1821 and encodes 425 amino acids.
GUUUACGUUGAAACGAGAACACGGAGGGCCAAAGUAACUGUGACCACCUCGCCACCAAAUCACGGUCCAGACCGAAGAAUUACAAUGAAAUAUACUUUCAGGUUUGCUCAGAAGACGUAGGAGUUGACGUGAAAGAGACUUCUUGAAGCUACAGUUGCUUCUUUGUUCGACAACUGGGUGAAAUAUCUCAACAUCCUCACAAAGAAACUUUGCUUGCUAGGCUGCUAACUCGCACACAAGCGAGGAAAAAAAAAAAAAAGAAAAAGUAUGAUCACCGCCGAAGACUUGAUCACAAGCUGUUAGUAACGUUUCGUCGAGCUAAGCAGAGGAGGUAGUUUGCUUGGAAAUGGUAUUUAUAUAAGUCAAGCCUGACUUUUGCAACGGUUUAGUAAUAGUCAUCAUCAUCAGAGGAGGAAGAGUUGCAGCUGGUUACUUGGCCAGCCACUUUCCACAGAGCGCCCCCACAUUUCUCCCAGGCAGGACAUCCACUGCUACUUUUCAGCCAGUGAGGAGCUUAGUGGUCCCAGGUUUACUACUGGAGACAUGUCUGGCCGAAGUGGAGUUGGACAGACCCGGGGGACUGCUUUGGGUCCACAGCCCCUCAAGGCCACCAUCCCCUAUCAGCUGGCCAGCAAACCUCGCUCAAACCGGAGGGAUGGAAAGUCAGGAAAGACCAAAUUGCACCAGCUGAGCUCUGGCAUCAGACGGACAAUGUCUCUCGAUGCCAUCAUUGGGCCGUACCUGCAGGGACACUGGCCAAAAGAACCAGAGGGUCAGAGCAGCCUCUCUCGCAAGGACAAAUCCACUCAGACACCGGACUCGUGGUCAGAUAAUUCACAGAGCAGGAGAGGAAGCAGCAGCAGCCACAAACGAUCAGCGUCAUGGGGCAGCGCUGAGCAUCUGCGGGAGAUUGCUAAACUAAAACAACAGCUGCAGCAGCGCAGCAAACCUGCAGUCUCAGGGGGACACGACAAAGACUGUCAGCGAGGCUAUCCUCAGCGGAGCUGUAGCCUAGGAACUGCUCAGACUCAGCCAAUUCCCAUCCCUCUCGCUCCCUUGUCUACACUGGUCCCUCGACUGCGCUGCAGCGUGGAGGGCCUCAACCAGGAGCUGGAAGGCAUGUUCAUCUGCCAGCCAACCCAUCCUCAGCACAGGCUCCUUGAGGUUCCAGAUGGUCACCGGGCUCCGGUCCCUCCACAGAGCUGCAGCAGUGGGUCUCAGAGUGACCCAGCCACCACACCUUUGUCCUCAUACUCCACCUCCCCUUCACCCUGCUGCUCUCCCAACUACACCUCCACCUCCCUGCCCAGCUCUGAAGACGCUCCUCUGGACCUGCACCAAGGUUUAACAGACAGCUCAGAGAUGUGCCUCCUGUCUCCGGUCUCCUCCCAGAAUGAGGGUGACCUCUCCCUCCCUCUGCUCAUCUCCUCUUCCCCAGGGCCCAACAAAAGCUGCUGCUUCCAGAGAGAACCUCCAGAAGGCUGCGAGAAGGUCCGAGUCUGGGAGGAGACCAGCACUCCACACCAGUUGAAGCCGGUCCUCAUCUCCUCCUGCCCGGACCCCAACAAGGUAAACUUCACCCCCCAUGGGGGCUCAGCCUUCUGCCCCGUAAGCCUCCUGAAGCCCCUGCUCCCUUCCAUGGACCUGUUGUUCCGCAGCCUUGCCGUCUCUCCAGCAGGCAGUUGCUCAAGCCAAGGAACAAGCUCCUGCCAGGCAACGUCCUCUGGCAACCGGGCUGCUGCUGUUGCCGCUGCUCCAGAUCCUCCUGCCACUGUCUCCGCUGUCUUGGGAGAAAGCUCUGGGGAGGGCCUUGCUUUCUGAUCACAGCUGCAGAUUUUUUUCUGUGGAAAUGACUUGUGCAAAAUACAAAUCUUUCAGUGUUGUGGGACAGGUUUGUUGCUGUUGCUUUAUUUUAGGAAAGGCCCAUUCCUUUUCUACACAGGUAUAAAAUAACCCUAUGUCAGAAAAGAUAAUACUGAAAAUCCUACUCACACACAACCCAAAGGAUAUGCUUUAUAAAUUACUUGUUUUGGGUUUCCUGGCAUUGUAACAUCUCUAAAUUCAUUUCAUUAUCCAAAGAUUUAUUUUUAGCCAAACCUAAGUGUGAGAGAUGAGGCAGUCUGAUGACAGUACCGCUCACUUUCCUACUCUUUAACUCUAUCUGAGAUGUGAUGUACUGGGUGACUGACCCCCCCCUCACCUGUUGCACAGAUUAUUCUGUUUCCCCAAAGAAGCCAUGACAUAGACUUGAAACUUUUUUUUUUCUUUUUUUAACUGCAGUGUGUCAUCUCUGUCAAAAAUGUUAGGAGUCUGGGUCAAGGAAGACAAACCCCUCCUGGUUUCCUUGUGUUUUAACUGUUCAGAUAUUUAUCUGCAAUGCUCCUUUCUUCUUUUGCGAGCUAACUUGACUCUAACUUGACCCUGGUGUACAAAGCAUGACAAAUCAGUUGGGUACAUUUUUUUUUUAAUUUACCUGAUUUAAAAAAAAAAAAAAAAAAAAUAGAAGAAGUGACACAAUGAAAUCACAUUUUGAUUAUUGUCGACUGAAGGGAAUAUUCCAGUUGUUGGACUUGGGUAGCAUCGAUACCUAAAUGCUUCAGCUCACACAUUCCGGCUUUAAAAGUUGUACAAAUUUUUGUUGUCAUCUUGUUUACGUGCAAAAAAAUAAGUAACUUGCCCACAUGUUAAUGGCUAAAACCCUUUAAUCCUCAAUGUUCUAAAUGUAUGCUUGAUGGUAUGUUUAUAGUUUUGAGGUUUCACAGCCUUAGUUGACUACCUAACCAGUUUUAGUGAUGUAGAUCUGUCAUCCUAAAUGUUUCUCUGAAGAUGUUACUUUUCUUCUGCCAAGCUGACAAGUUGAUGUUCAGAUAGUUUUACUUAUGGUAGACAUGUUUGCACAAAUUGAACUGCUACGUUUGAGUCGCAAUUCUUAUUUUUUUUAUUCACUUUUUGUACUUCAUUGUAAAUUUAAGAGUAGUAAUGUGUAUUUGUAUUUUCUACAUCGUUUUCCAAUUACCUGCAACAUAAGCUAAAAAAAAAAAAAAACAGUUACUUUCUAGUUACGUUCUGUUGGUAUAA